UUUCCAACUGCGCUUUGCGCUUCUCGAUUCUCAGUCGACUUGCUAAGUCCUUCAUAACUUCACUCAACUACGCCGAUCACUUCGACUUUGGGUACAAACCAACUGCAGACUAUACCAAAUACCCCGACUGGCCUACCAACUCACCCAAAAGCAUGUCGACUCCACCCCACCCUCAUUCGCCGGUAGCCCCGCAAGCUUACUGCAGCGCUUACAAUGGCGGCAAAGUGUUAGACGAGAAAGGCAUGUUUCAUCACUUUGUCCGCCAGCCAGGACCGAAUCAUGAACUCAACGGCUAUUGGAAAUUUAGCAAUUACAAGGAUGACCAAGGUGCUUAUGCUCGUGGUUUUGCGACACCAGAAGAAAUUCUGCUGGCGCAAGACAGUGGUGAAGAAUCUUUCGAUAAGAUUACGUUGACGUGGUUGCCGGGAACGAGCGAUCCAACCAACGGGAAAGCAAUAACUGGAACGCCGGCUGCGCAUUUGGAGACGAUAUACAGUGAACGGCGAGUGCUGGGAAAGUCCAUGUCGUUGCGAGGAUGUAUCCCAUUCUAUCCUCUCGCCAAUGACAGAAAUCUACGCGCCUAUCGAGCUCAGAGGUACUUCGGUCAAAGUGGAAUGCAGCAUCGGCUUCCAGCUCUUCCGCAGGCUGCUCAACCUUCAUCACCGUUCGAUACAACGCAUCUGUCUUCCCAGAGUUUCGCGAAUGAUUCCGAAGUGCAGCUUGAGCGGGCAGCUAGCCCGGUGCAGCAAUUACAUCCUUCCACCCAAACUGCGAGGGAGAAUCAGCUUGAACCGCGCGUCUCAGGACUGACCAACGAAGCACCCCAAAGCUAUCCUGUUGUCUUAACACACGUCCCCGAAAACACGCGCAAAUCGGCAAAAAGCACACCAUAUACCAGAGUCCCACCGCUAUCUACACAGCAAUCCAAUACAAUACCAACGACGGCUAAGUUGCAGAAGAGUGCAGAGUUGCCACCCAUCCAGACCCAAAAGUCUGUUGAUAAACUUUCGCGCCAGCGCUCAUCAAAACACCCAGCCACACUUCCUAUUCCUGGCUCAGGUAGCUUCGACCCGAACGCCCAAUCUCUUGCUCCGUUACCCCUCGCCAGCCGGCAUAUCUCACAAUAUGGCAAUCCCUUCGACCAGUCGCAAUAUCAACAGAGACCACACCCUCCUUGUGUAGUUAGCACAUCUGACUCAGCUUGUUCAUCGCCAUUCCAUACAGCGUCUUCGUCGUACACGACAUCACCACGCACUUCAGUCUCUUCGAUGCCAGAUUCAUUACGAGUUGCGUACGAACUUAGUCGUACACCCCGUGCAUCGUUGCCAACACGAGUGCCGCUGCCACAACCGCCGGUUGACCCUGCACUACUUGCUACGCUAUUCGAACGCCCGACCUUCCCUCUGGAGACACAGUUACAUGGGCACAACCACAAUGCAGAGGCUAACCUACCAUCUUCCUGUCCGGAUGUGGCUACGGAAGAGCUUCAUUGCACAACAGACGCGACUGGUCGUAGUUUAGCGUCCAGUGUACAGAAUCUGGAGCAGUCAAGUACAUUGAACAAUCCGGAUAGGAACGUGCCUGUCUUAAAGCGAACAACUGCAUCUGACCUUCUACAAGUGGAAAUCAACCGUCAUAUUGGCCGGUCUCGUCAAGUUAUCGUCCCUAUCGAACGUAUUCAAUCGGACUCCUGCACGUCAAGAAAGGUCACAAAUGCAGCUCAUAAACAUGACCGCUCAUCGGGCAGAAUCACACCACUUCAAGAGCCACCUAUGGGCCCUUACGGUAAUCCUUACAGACGUGAUUUGGGCAAAGAGACGACUCUACCAGGAGCACUGGGUGAUUCCAACAAGGCUGUUCUAAGCAAAAUCGACCUAAACGCAGAGGUUUUGCAACCGGUUGACGAAGCACAUCUAAUCUGUACACCUCCUUUGACCCCAAACAGCUCACUUACACAAUCAAAAAAUGACUAUGAUCUCAACGACAACGAUCUUCCUCCAAAACACUACGUUGAAGACCUUGAUCCUCUUGAAACAUUUCUUGACCCUUCGGAUCCAUUCACAACGCAACCUUGCAUGGACUGUGAGCAAGCCGGUGAGCAUAAGUGGGACUGCCACAUUGGCCUGGUCAAGUCUACAGAAACACUCACCAUCCUCGACUAUCGAGAUCUCACUGAAGCUACCAAACGGUUUGAUCCCGGCCCAUUCAUCGGAGAAAAUUGGCAUGUUGGACCGCCGAAACCGCCGGAGCCGGAGGAUAGAGCUGCACAGAUCAUGGGUAUGGCGGAUGUUAUACGAAACGAGAUCACAUUCAAGGAUGACCCGGAGCUUCAUGCGCUACCCGACGAGCUCAUGAUUCUCUUGUGGGCCAUGAAAACCUCCACCAAUGUUGAGGUCGUACAAGAAUAAGUCACCACUUGUGUUGCAAGCUAUGGGCCCACGUAUGAUGUGGACUGACGGGGUUGUUGGAAAUCGAGCGUAGGUAUUUUGGUAAUACUAUAUCUUUGUAGAUGAGAGCGAAAUGCAUAUCAAGCCUUUGAUGCCAUUGGUGUCAUGACUAAAAUCCGUUAUAAAGGGCCCGA
Molecule: messenger RNA, 2581 nt
Organism: Dothidotthia symphoricarpi CBS 119687
Lineage: Eukaryota; Fungi; Ascomycota; Dothideomycetes; Pleosporales; Dothidotthiaceae
Exons: 2
Coding region: 153-2408 (751 amino acids)
Source: RefSeq, a predicted model, not a curated record